This is a messenger RNA of Larimichthys crocea (large yellow croaker), 2162 nucleotides long. RefSeq names its product cyclin D binding myb-like transcription factor 1 (gene dmtf1). NCBI's taxonomy places the organism in Eukaryota, Metazoa, Chordata, Actinopteri, Sciaenidae. The transcript has 17 exons. The coding region runs from base 115 to 2055 and encodes 646 amino acids. The record is from RefSeq and is a predicted model, not a curated record. Gene Ontology annotation, cellular component: nucleus. Gene Ontology annotation, biological process: regulation of transcription by RNA polymerase II. Gene Ontology annotation, molecular function: RNA polymerase II cis-regulatory region sequence-specific DNA binding; DNA-binding transcription factor activity, RNA polymerase II-specific.
AGUUUCUCCGGAUAGUCGUCGGACCUGGCAACCCUCGGCCGGCCUCGCUCCAUCCUGGCACUUGGCUCCAUCCUGGUCACUGACGGUCCCCGGACCGAAAACAGGAAGCUCGCGAUGAGUUCGGCAGCAGACGACGACGAGGCUGCAGCGUUAGAGACCGUCAAGUCCGUCACGCUCACUCAGGACAGCGAUGGAAGCAUCAUACUGCACUGUCCGCACAACGACGAGGACUCAGAGCCUCUUCAGAAGAAGCUCCGUCUCUCUGCAGAACAGGUCGACUCGGACGGUCCUCAGUUCUCCGUGGUCACUUUACCGAUGUCGGAGAACGACGAAGGCUUCGAGGUGACAAUGACGGCCACGGCAGACGCCGAUCUCUCCGAGGAAGGUGUCGCUCAGAUUCAGAUUCUGCAGGAGGACGAGGACUCUCUCUCGCCCAAUCAGAAGACAGAGGUCUCGCCUGUCAGUCAGGCCUGGUUCACUACCAAAGAAGACAAAGACACACUGACGAACAAAGGUCAUAAGUGGAAACAGGGCAUGUGGUCUAAAGAGGAGAUCGACAUCCUGAUGAGCAACAUCGAUCAAUACGUAAAGGGCCGAGGCAUCGAAGACCCGGCUGAGAUCAUUUUUGAGAUGUCCAAAGAGGAGAGGAAGGACUUCUACCGCUCCGUAGCUUUGGGUUUAAACCGGCCGCUGUUCGCCGUCUACAGACGAGUUCUACGAAUGUACGACAACCGAAACCACGUGGGCAAGUACACUCCUGACGAGAUAGAGAAGCUGAAAGCGCUGAGGGAGAAGCACGGGAACGACUGGGCGACGAUCGGAGCGGCUCUGGGUCGAAGCGCCUCCUCUGUUAAAGACCGAUGCCGACUGAUGAAGGACACGUGCAACACAGGUAAAUGGAGCGAGGAGGAGGAGCGGCGUCUCGCCGAGGUCGUGUACGACAUGGCGGGCGUGACGCCGGGGUCGGCCGUCACAGGAGGCGUUUCCUGGGCGACCGUCGCCGAUCAGGUUCGCACGCGCUCAGAGAAACAGUGUCGGUCGAAAUGGUUGAACUACCUGAACUGGAAACACAGCGGAGGAACGGAGUGGAUGAAGGACGACGACCUCAACCUCAUACGAAGGAUAUCGGAGCUGGAGGUCGAGGACGAGAAUGAAAUCAAGUGGGAGGAUCUUGCAGGCGGGUGGAGCAGCGUCCGAUCGCCUCAGUGGCUGAGAUCGAAGUGGUGGAGCAUCAAGAGACAAGUAGCCAAUCACAAGGAGAUCCCCUUCAGCGUCCUCUUGAAGGGUCUCCAGGAGCUCAUGGCGUCCUCACAGACAUCGUCCGGACCGGGAAGUCCCUCCUCCUCCUCGCUCCAGAUCCGACUCACCCGAUUGGAGGAGAGCGGCGGCAGCCCCGCCUCCAGCUCUGUGGCCGCCCUGCAGAUUCCCGUACAGAUCCCGCUGCAGAUCACGCACCUCGCUUCAGAUUCUUCAGCAGGAGCCAGCGACAGUGAAACCAUCACCCUGAACACUGGCGCCCUGCAGACCUUCGAGAUCCUGCCCUCCUUCCACCUGCAGCCCACCGGCACCCCGGGCACCUACUACCUCCAGACGACGUCCAAUCAGGGCCUGCCGCUCAGCUUAACCAAUAACGGCACUGUUACCCUGACGACGGGCUCCUCUCCCACGUCACAUGAACACAUCAUCCUUCACAGCCUGUCGACUGACGGCCUCUGCUCCAGCGAUGGCGUCAUCAUCCAAACGGUCACAUCUGACCCCGCCUCCUCAGACCCUCUCAGCCAAUCACAGCUGGUCGUGGAGACAGAAGAGCAGAGUCAGGACGACGACCGCCUCGAAGCCACGUGCGUCCUGGAGGGGUCAGAGAACGUCGUCACGGAAACUCAGGAGCCAAUGACAGACGACUUCACUGACAAAGAGCUGAGUUCCCCCUCCGUCGAGGGUGCAGUGGUGCAUUCUGGGAUAGCGUCCGGCAGCGCCGUGCUGAUUGUGUCGCCUCCGAACAUCAGCAGCACGCUGACAGAUCCGAUCUUGGAGAACCAGGAAGGCUCCGACUGAGCUGAGGUGUCGAUUUAAAGGAUGGACGACCGGAGGAGGCUGCACAGAACGACAACAAAGACUAAACCCGUCUGCUCAGACUGAGACUGAUCUAAAAACAGACUAAA